Molecule: messenger RNA, 4349 nt
Organism: Branchiostoma floridae (Florida lancelet)
Lineage: Eukaryota; Metazoa; Chordata; Leptocardii; Amphioxiformes; Branchiostomatidae
Product: NXPE family member 3-like
Exons: 6
Coding region: 2138-3805 (555 amino acids)
Source: RefSeq, a predicted model, not a curated record
GUGUGUGUGUGUGUGUGUGUGUGUGUAUGUAUGUGUGUGUGUGUGUGUGUGUGUGUGUGUGUGUGUGUGUGUGUGUGUGUGUGUGUGUGUGUGUGUGUGUGUGCCCUCUAGCGGCUUGUUACGGUCUCACGUUUUGGACGCCCGUGUUCCAGAAUUUAAUAUGGACCUCUCAAAUUCCCAUGUCAUGAUUCCGGCAUCCAUGUCGUUCUCAGGUGGUAUCAUAGCCUAGAACUGUAUCUGAUGAUGGUCCCUCUGUAAAACUAGCGGUAACUGUUAUUUACCUAAACACUAAAACAUAUCAAAUUGCAGCUCGAAAGUCACAUUGCACUGUCUGCUUCACUCAUAAGCAAGCUGUGGUGUUCAUUCAUCGCCACACCCAUGUCAGAGGUCAAGCUUUGACCUUUCAACAGGUUGACUCACAAGGUAACGCAGAAACCUGUGAUCCCGCGACUGAUCAGCGCUGGGAUAUCUCUAACACUACCGUCCGCGAUUUGUGCUCCUCAGGUGGGAAUAUUCGCACGGUAUAGAUUCUACACCUCCCAGGAAGGUUUGCCACUAUACGUGUUAAGUUAUUAGUAAUAUUACUUAAGUAUUUUUCAUACUGGAAAGCAUGUGCUUCCUUGACUGCUAACACUUUUCUACUCUGAGUCCCUGACAGUGACAAAGGCUUUCUAUUAUUGAAUGCUCCAUUACGUUCGGAAUUCACCAAAGUAUUGCUCCUAAAGUAGUUUGUUUAGGUAUAAAGAUACAUGUACGUGUCAUGGAGAGGUAGUUGGUGGAGUAACUACUAACAAGUAAGAUCGGGUUAUCCACUACAGUGGGCCCAUUUGUUAUGCUUAUUGGUGGGCCCGGGUGAAAUUACCUGUUCCUGUCAUCUUGCAUGUCUUGAGGCACUAAAUUUCCACCAGACGGCGAUCGCGCUGCGCUCUCACUGUGACCUAAAUAGAAUAUGUGUGUCCUUCGAAUUCGCUUUCACACGGGGUAUAUCAUACAGCAUGUAACAGUGUGAUCGAGAAGACAAAACAUACAAAGUGUAAAAAGAUUCGUUUCUUUUCUAUACAAUUCGUUGAGCAAUCUGUCAAAUUUUAGGUCGAAGAGAGACCGCGGUGAGAGCGCUGUCCUGGUGGAAAGGGAGUAUAAAGAAGGAUACCCAUUUUGUCUCAAGUCAAUUAGUGAAAGACAGGUGAAAAAGGUUAGAGUGCAUCUACAGUAACACACCGCGACUGACACGUUCAACCGGUUAGACUGCAUUUGCAGGUCACCGCUGCGCAUGCAAGCUUGAAGAUCUCUCCAAUUUUGUGUCACAGGUGGAAACCUAUUUACUGUGCAUAUUCUAGGUGAAGGAAGGAAGGAUGCCUUCCGUCGCGAUCGCUAGCUGUGAACGGGGCUUGAAAAGCUUCAAAGUGUACAAGUUAUCACACAAAUAAGUAGCUAUUAUCUUAGCAAACAUGUGCUGAUGUCUCCUCCGCUUUUAUUUAUACAUGUACAUGUACAUGUACAUGUACAUUUGUAUAUAAAACGACCAGAACCCCAUUCUCAAGGGAUUCUUCUGGUUUUCAAAACGGCGAUGCACUGGAAUGUGACUAAAAUCCCGGUUUAGUGUAUUUGGGGGAAAUACAUGUAACGUUAUGUGUCAAGAAAAUUGGUGGACGCUACAGCGUCGCAGUAUGACUGAAAAUAUUUAUUGCUAGCUUGUGUUUACACAGACUGGGGUAAAUGAGGGGGUGGUUACUGUCGGGCUAGGAGCGCGAUUUAGUCAGGCUAGGAUUAUUGCAACGUAGUUGAGACAGACCGUACUACGACGGCAACUACGACGUACUUGGGAAAGUGAAGUCGUAUUGGAGCCAGUUCGUGUGAACGGCACCGUACGUAGUUCGCCAAAGUACGUCGUUCCUUGUUAAACUGUGUCGUAGUUGGUUGACGUACGUCGUAGUUAAGUUUUCACCGGAGUAGAAAAUCAUAUAUAACGAGACCAUAGCUCAUCCAUAUUUGUCGCAUUUGCGCUAACACGUACAACGUAUUACAUUGCAUCUGACAGCAAAUGUCCUAAACGUGUGCUGCUGUUUCAGAUCCCUGAGCAUUAUACAGGUUUCUGGGUGUCGGCCUUCGUCGUCUACUGUGUGCGGCUUUGCUAACAAUGGCGGCUAUUAUCAGACUGAGUGUUGCGUCUGUGGCGAUGUUACUGAUUUCCAUGACGACGUUGAGGUUUAGCCCUCCACUAUUGCUGAACUGGGGACAGGACGCUACAGGCCAUCAGGAUGUUCCAAAGCCGGUAUUUAAAGUUUCCCUCACGAAACCCCCAGUUAGUCCUGGCCUCAUCGAACCAGCCGUCAAACCUUGCCUCCCCAAGGAGCCUCUAAUCGACCAGGCCACACACCCAAAAUACACGAAAGUCGUCGUCUUGGACAGAGAAUCGCUGUAUCACCAAGGAGAUGUCCUUACCGCGAGGGUGGUGGCAAGAGACAAGGAAGGAGGGCCGAAGACGUACGGAGGAGACUUUUUCCGUGCCAGACUGGUCAGCAGUGACCGUUCGUUACAGGCCAGUAGUGCCGGUCACGUCACUGACCACUGUAACGGCACCUACACCGUGCAGUUUCCGCUCUACUGGGUAGGGGGCGUUUCGAUAAAGAUCCAGCUUGUCCACCCGAGCGAGGCAGUGGAAGUUCUACGGAGACUGCGAGAAACUCCGAACACGAAAAUUUUCUACUGCACUUUCGACGAUUCAAAAACAAAGGCUUCUGAAAAACGACGCUGCUACAGCUCUACCAACCCCAACCUACCACCCGACCAACUGUGCGAUUUUUCCAAACAAAAGGUGAACGCCACCUGGAUUUGCCAGAAACCGGACAAACUUCCGUGUUCUACCAUCGGACGGUGCAAGUGGGACCCGGACCAGAGCUACAAAAGAGCUGAGGGUCUCGUGUCUAAAAAGGAAAAGAUACUUUUUAAAAAGCCAUAUCUUGAAACAGAACUUGAACUAGACACCAAGGAGCCCAUACGUGUCCUUGAGUCAGAACGAGCGACACCUGAACACCUACCACUGUGUACAGGGAACGCAACUGACUCUCAGGCUUCAUUUGGGUACUGGUCAGGCAAGGUCUGGAAAUCGUCGGCCUGUAAUGUCCGAGUCUUCACUAAGGAGGACAUCCGAAGGUGCCUCGCAAACAAAACCGUGUACAUGGAAGGCGACUCCACCAUCGCGCAGUGGUACGCUCGUCUAGUGGACGUAGUGCUGUUAAAGCACAUUACCACGGCGGACGCAGCUAUAGGUAGGCACAAGCCAUCAAAUGAAAGAGGAGAGGACAACCAGUGGAACAUCUCCCUUAGUUACCGGUUCCACCACUUCCCCAGACAAGGAUCCUAUUGGACUUUCUUUAAUGAAGCGAGGUACACGGCCGACGUGCUUGACGCUUUUCAAGGAGGCCCGAACAUGGUCGUAGUGCUCGGUCUGUGGGCUCACUUUGCGGCAGAGCCACUGGACAUGAUCCGGUCGCGACUGUACGCCAUACGGGGCGCCAUACACCGUCUCCUGCGCAGGGGUCCCGGCACGCGGGUCUUCGUGAGAACUGGAACGACCCGAGAACACGCGAAACAAAAAAUGUCGUUCUACCUGACCGGGAGCGACUGGCUGAAUUACCAGGUUACCGAGGUGAUACGAGAGGUGUUCCGUGCUGAUCCAGACGUGGUUGUGUUGGACACGUGGGACAUGAGCGUGUGUCAAUGGGGUCCAGACAGUAUUCACCCAGAUAAGAAUGUGGUGGGCAGUCAACUAAACAUCAUGCUGUCACAUAUCUGCCCCAAAUAGGUGGCUUGACAAGCCAGUUACAAGAGAAGAAUAUUUUACUAACAGAAGAUGCCAUAAUUUGUACCUUGCAAACUAGCUUGUGAUGUGGGUUUGCGGGCCGAGAAAGCUAUAGGAGACAGAAGGAGAAGGAUGGACCUGGUCCGGGUCACUCGCCCGUUAUGAUGAAUUUGAUGAUGACGAUAUGAUGAAAGAGGAGAAAAGGGGCACUGGGCUCCAUGCCCUGACCAUGUGCCCCUUAUCCUGGAGAGCAGAUACUAUGGCAAGCAUAAAAUUCUGAUUGACCAGGGAUGCUUUUAGGCGACAUGUGGCCACAUUUUUUAGAACAGGCGAAAAUCAGGAUGUCAUCAAUAGAAUUAAGUCAGUGUGGCCUAAGGUACUGACAGAUAAUUUCCAAGCAGAUGUUUGGAGGCAAAGUUGUUGUACGAUUUUCCAGCUCCAUCUGUUGGGUCGGAAGUUUGUAACAGGAAUGGGAGCCAGAAAAAACGUAACAGCUCUGCCUCCAAACAUCUGCUUGGAGAUUAACAAGACAGAAUGUAUCUUGUGC